Messenger RNA from Parasteatoda tepidariorum (common house spider), 3351 nucleotides. RefSeq names its product sodium-dependent transporter bedraggled. The record is from RefSeq and is a predicted model, not a curated record. Gene Ontology annotation, molecular function: L-amino acid transmembrane transporter activity; amino acid:sodium symporter activity. NCBI's taxonomy places the organism in Eukaryota, Metazoa, Arthropoda, Arachnida, Araneae, Theridiidae. Gene Ontology annotation, biological process: nitrogen compound transport; sodium ion transmembrane transport; amino acid import across plasma membrane. Gene Ontology annotation, cellular component: plasma membrane.
CUCUGUAUCGCAUUUUAUUAAAAAAUUCUUCGAAAAAAAUUUGCUAAAUCAUUUAUGGCAUGAAGGCUGAUUUUUUUGCCUUGACAACCAGGCUCUUUUAGCGAAAGUGACCUACGACUAAUUAUUUAUAACAAAAUGAGAAUUGUUCAUUUUCAAACAAAUUCCUGAACAACAAGACAGUCUUUGAAAAUCCUAUCUAUUGUCAUCAAAAAUAUAAAUAUUGUAAUAAAAUUUACUGAACUAAUUAUUAAAAUAAAUUUCUAUUCAUAUAUUGCUAUGAAAAACAAAAAGCGUCAAAAACUGUUUUCGGUGAAAUGACCUACCAUUAUUUGCUCAUAACAAAAUGCGGAAUGACCAUUUUCGAAUAAAAUCUCAACCUACCGGCGAUUGUUCGGAAGUCAUUUGUUCGAAAGGAGACUAAAAACAAAGAAGAAAAAAUGAAUCAGCGGAAGCCAGCUUCACCCUUCCUUUAUAUUCUAAAUUGUCUCGUGGGUUUGUUUGCAAAACCUUCCCCGCAACUCGUUUUCUCGUCCAUUCAGUUUUUAAUUCGAGGCCACGGAAAAAAUCGAAGCAGCUCGCUGGAGCAGAAACCAAAAUAGUCCUGUUUUUCAGAACAACGGGAAAAGAUACGUUCUUGUGUUGAUUAUAGAGUAAUGGUUGAGUUGCAUUUGGCGAACUGAACUGAACGAACUGGUAACUCGAUUUGGAAUCUUUAUUAGACGAUAGCGGCGAAUUGAGUUGUUCACCAUUGGUUUUAUUGAUCUUCAAAAUUGUAUUUGUGAAUAAUUGUUUGGUUAUUGUGAUGGUUAUAUGCUUCACGGAUAACUUGAAAAUGAUUUUGUUCCUUAAUCCUUCAUCUGUAUGUGGGGGUGGGAUGUAAGCUAUGUAUGGCCACUAUUGGAAGGUGUCGUUACUCAACCAUCCCGAUCCCUUGAUUCUUGGCAGCUGGUGAUGGGAAAUCCCCAUGAAGCAGCUCAGCGUGUGACUGAAUCCGGAGAAUCCUCUACUAGGACAGAAUCCUCUAGGGCCCCUCCAGUACCACCACGAGUUGAACCACCACCUUAUGAAAGUGUUGCAAAUGAUCCCAGUAUUUCAAGUCCUAUAGUGAACAGUGUUAUUAAUACCCACAGGAACUCAUCUGUGUCGACAUCCGAUGUGCAUAGAAAUGCUCGAUCGAGUCGCACGCCACGAACUAGAAACAGUGUUACCAAUAAUAAUGUGACUUCGCAAAGAUUGAGGCCACAAAAAUGGCCUCAUAAAGCUUCUUCAAUGUUUGCUUGUCUUUGUUGUGUUAUAAGUGUCAGCAAUGUGAGCAGGUUCUCCAUGCUUGUGAAUGUAUAUAAAGGAUGUUUCAUAUUUCAGUUCCUCCUCCUAUCCAUCUUAAUUGGUAUUCCUAUCCUCUACAUGCAGAUGUCUCUUGGUCAAUAUCUAGGAGCAGGAAUGCUAGACAUGUGGUACAUAUCGCCAGCUUUUAAAGGAUUGGGUUUUGCUAUGAUGUAUCUCUACAUUAUGUUGGGAAUAUACAAUGCUGUUCCUUUGUCCUGGUUGUUUAUUUACUUCAAAGAUUCCUUCAUUACUCUCAAAGACUCUUAUAAGUGGGGGAAAUGCCAUUUAAGUUUUGGAAGAAAUAGCUGUUUACGAGCUUUAAAUACAUCUUCAGCUGAUUUCUAUGGCUGGUCUGUUUCAUCCUAUUUCCAUGGAAGAGUUCUUGGGAGAAAAGCAGGAGAAUAUCAAAUUGGGGAGCUGAAGUUUGAAGUCGCAUUUAAUUUGUGUUUAGUAUGGAUUAUAAUAUUCAUUUGUUUGAGUCGUGGUUCAAAGACGUUUGGAAAAGUUGUUUAUGUAUUUGGUUUGCUCCCAAUUGCCCUGCUGCUGAUGGUGACUUUGCGUAUGGGACAGCAAUGGGGUGAUGGAAUUACAGAUCUCUUGUCAUUACGCUGGAGAGGGGUUUUAUUAGAUCCUUCAGCAUGGUGGCUUGCUGCAAGAGAAGCUUUUAUUACUUGGGGACUGUUUGGGACAGUUGCUUUGCAUAUUUGUAGUCAUAACAAAGCUACUACUAAUGUUACAAAGCAAUUAAUUGCCGUAGUUGUUACUGCCAUAGUGGUGCUGAUUAGUGCCUCGUUUUUAUUUGCUUGUGCUGGGAAUGUGUUGCUUAAAAGGAAUCUUUCUUUAGCCUUUUCUUCUUACGAAGAAGAAAAUUCUGUGAAAGUUUUGAAUCCGGGAAUAAGGCGCCUUUCCAACGUAUCAGUGACGAGCCUUCUUUUAGGGAUCAGCACUAUUCCCAGUGACAGUCAUACUUACCAAAGUGGGUAUCAAGUGUUGCGUCUUGCCACUGAAGCUUUUCCAGCUGCUCUGGCUGUCGAAGGUGUUCGCAGUAUUUCCUCCUUCUGGUCCAUAUGUUUUUACACGUCCAUGAUUCUGUUUGGAUUUGGGCAACAGGUUGUCAUGUGGUAUUGCGUAGUUGAGUCUAUUGUAGCUGUGAAUUACAAGGUUUUAAAGGCUUGGCAUACCACAUUGACAUUUAUAGCCUGUAACCUGGCGUUUCUCUUGGGACUGCCUAUAACAUCUAAUAUGGGAAUCUAUAUUGUGUAUUACUUGGACUUCUGUGUUAGCUCAUUGUGGUGGAUUGCUUUAAUAUACUUCAUAAUGUUAUUUGCCAUUUUAUUUAUUAGAGGCCGACCGUAUGGUACAGAUCAACUAGUCAAUGUCAUAAGUCGAAAUCCUAUAAGACGUUCUAAAAUAUUGCCAUUUUUUACAUUUAUGUGGAAUGUUGUUCUUCCUUUGUCAUUUUUACUGUUGACGAUAUCAUUUUUGAGAACAAGCUCUUUAGACCCUACAUCUACGAUGGGAGAAUUGAUGGAGAAUUACAGAUACUGGCAGCCGUGGGCCAAAACUUUAAACCUGUGUUUGCAAGUUUUCCCGCUCAUUCUCAUCAUCACUGUAUGCAUUUACCAGACGUACAAAGUUUUCACUUCCAAAAGGGAACAAACUUUUCUUGAGAAACUUAAACUUUUGUGCUGCCCUGUGGUGCCUUUGCCUCCCGUCAGCUCUCGGAGUUCCAUCGAUUCCAGUUCUUUUAGCCAAGGUUCGACAAAUAGUGCAUUUUUAGAUGAUCCUCCCCCCAAGUACACACCCCCACCCUCUUAUUCCACAGCAACAUCUCGCAUGAUCGCAAAACAAUUGGAAAAACAGCGUGAAGAGGAAUUGAACAACACCUGUGCUGUGGACUUUGAAAAUGUGGACUUGAAUCUGGGCAGUGCAGAUAAUGACUCGAAUGCCACUAUUAACUCAACUGAGCUUAUAUUUGCCCACCAUUCACAUGAAAUUCAAAGAAGUACUACUCGAAGAUAAUUU